Molecule: messenger RNA, 3485 nt
Organism: Maylandia zebra (zebra mbuna)
Lineage: Eukaryota; Metazoa; Chordata; Actinopteri; Cichliformes; Cichlidae
Gene: ptk2bb
Product: protein tyrosine kinase 2 beta, b
Biological process (GO): signal complex assembly; protein phosphorylation
Cellular component (GO): cytoskeleton; focal adhesion
Molecular function (GO): protein tyrosine kinase activity; ATP binding
Source: RefSeq, a predicted model, not a curated record
CACAUACACUCUUACACACAAACACACCCACUCAGCCCUGCUGGGGAAUUCAUGGCCUCAGGCUAACAAACACAGUCGAAAAGCAGCAGAAAGCCCUGAAAGAAUUAACGCUGCUCGGCUCCCUCACGGACUAACAGCGUGGAGUUUCAUUUGUACGGAAACACCUCAUGACAGACAGAAGACACUUUUCCGAUCGACAGUAUUGUGAGGAUGAUUUUGAUGUGAUGAUGCCAACCCAGCUUUGACAAUGUAUGAGGUGAUGUCCGGUGACACCCUGUCCUGGAAGGUGCCCAGUCCACGACAAAAUGAAACAGAGGCUGGCCCUGAAGAACAAUUCUCUGGGGAUGGUGGACCUGUCAAAAUCCUUAAAGUGUGCUUCAGCACCAACAACAACCUGGGCAAGAAUUUCAAGCUGGUGAAAUGUGACAACUCCUGGCAAAUUAGGGCUAUCAUUCGUUCAAUUCUGGUCAGCGGGCGUUUAGGGCCAAACGUUCAACACGCAGGAUGCUAUGGCCUCAUGCUAAAGCACCUGAAGUCAGAAGAACUUCACUGGCUCCAUCCAGACCUGACUGUCGGAGAGGUGGAGAAGCGCUAUGAGAGCAAUCAUCUGGAAGCCGAGUGGAGAUAUGACCUUCGUAUCAGAUACAUUCCUGUGAAUUUUGUGGAAAAAUUCAAAGAUGACAGAUCGACCUUUGUGUAUUUUUACCAACAGGUGCGUAGUGAUUACAUGCAGUAUCAUGCCAGUAAAGUCAGUGACGGGAUGGCAUUGCAGCUUGGUUGUUUGGAGAUCAGGCGGUUCUACAAAGACAUGAAUGCAAAAGGUCUUGAAAAGAAAUCUAACUUUGAGCUGCUAGAAAAAGAAGUUGGCCUGGACCUUUUCUUUCCACAGCAACUGAUUAACAGCAUGAAGCCUAGGCCCCUGCGGAAGAUGAUUCAGCAAACAUUUCAGCAAUUUGCAACACUCAAGGAGGAUGACUGCAUGAUCAAGUUUUUUGAGACGCUUAAAGAUUUCGUCAGCUACGAUGAAGAGGCCUUCCCUUGUGAACUAGUGCAAGGCUGGAGUCUGUCUGUGGAGCUGGUCGUCGGUGGGAGAGGAAUUCGCCAACGCACACAGAAGGAUUCAGCUGCUGUGUUUUUAGCUGACUUCAAACAAAUUAAGAAAGUACAAUGCAUAUCGCAGAACGAUGGCAAGGCUCUCCUAAAUCUUGACAUAGAGGGCGCGAAGCAACGUCUGACCAUCAAUGUGGCCACGGUCGCUACGGCUGAGAACAUGAUUGAUCUUAUUGACGGGUACUGCCGCUUGGAAAACAACACAGAUGAAAGUGUUAUCCACCGACCAAAUAGAGAUGCCAAUGCAAGAACCUCCCUACCUGAAAUUCCUACUGGCAGAGAGACGAGCUCGCUCAGACACAGUAUGGGUUCAGAUAUCUACUGUGAGAUUGAUGAAAGGCCAAAAUCAGUUGUGAAAUACGGCAUCGACCGAAAUGACAUUGUUCUCGGCCGAAUCCUCGGCGAGGGUUUUUUUGGGGAAGUCUACGACGGAGUAUACAAAAAAGCUAAUGGUGAAAGAGUUAAUGUGGCAGUGAAAACCUGCAAAGACUGUUCACCUGACGUGAUGGAAAAAUUCAUGAGUGAAGCAGUAAUCAUGAAGAACCUCGACCAUCCCCACAUCGUCAGACUGAUUGGAAUCAUAGAGGAGAAUCCCGUGUGGAUUGUCAUGGAGCUUUAUCAGUAUGGGGAGCUGGGACACUACCUGGUUCAAAACAAAGAAAAGCUGACAAAUACAACCUUAGUGCUGUUCAGCCUGCAGAUCUGCAAAGCUCUCGUCUACCUCGGAGGGGUUAACAUGGUACACAGAGACAUAGCAGUUCGGAAUAUAUUAGUCGCCAGUCCGGACUGUGUGAAGCUUGGAGACUUUGGUCUAUCGAGGUACAUAGAGGAUGAAGAAUACUACAAAGCAUCUGUGACCCGAUUACCAAUCAAGUGGAUGGCCCCAGAAUCCAUUAAUUUCAGGCGUUUUACCUCAGCUAGUGAUGUGUGGAUGUUUGCUGUGUGUAUGUGGGAGAUAAUGAGUGGUGGACAGCAGCCGUUUUUCUGGCUUGAGAACAGAGCUGUGAUCAACCAGCUGGAGCAAGGCAUCAGACUGCCCAAACCAGAUAACUGCCCUCCUGCCCUCUACUCACUCAUGACCCGCUGCUGGUCCUACGACCCCAGUGAAAGACCCAGUUUCACUGAGUUGGUUAUGAAGAUCAGUGAUGUCCACAAGAUGGAGAAGGAGCAGGAAGCGGAGAGAGAGAGAGACAGAGUGCGUUCCAUCAAAUUUUUCGAGUCCAAGUUCAACAUUGACCCCCCGCCUAAGCCUUCAAGAAUGAAACCAGCCCGGUUUGGGAACACACUCAGUAUUGGUCUGCACAUUCAGCUCAAUGAGGCUCUGUGUGCCAGCUCACCUGACCUAGCCAGCCCAUGUGACUAUCAGUCUCCUGUCGACUCCAGCAACACUCUCGCACUACCUGCCAAGUCGCCCCGGCGCCGCAGCAUGGGGGAGAACGAGUUUUUCAGAGUGGAACGCAACACCGAGGAAGACGCCCAGCUCCUGUGGCAGAGGGAGAAACACCAGAUACAUGAAACGCUCCGCAAGCAGAAAGAGCAGAUGAUGGAGGAUAAAAAGUGGCUGAAAAAGGAGGAGAGACUGCUGGACCCCAUGGGACUAGAAGAUACUGCCAAUCCAGAGCCGGCUAACAUCGAGAUUGCAGUGCCUGAGAAGCCGCCACGACUCACAGCAAAGCCUGCGCCCACAGCUGAGCUUGACCGCACAGAUGACAAAGUAUAUCACUGCGUAAUGGACUUGGUCAAAGUAGUCGUCCAGCUCAAGAAUGACAUCACUGGGCUGCAGCCAGAGCAAUGCAUUACCCAUAUCAAGUCUGUUGGGAUGGCAUUAAGAGAUUUAAUUAGCAGUGUGGAUGAGAUACUGCCCACGUUACACGGGUCUGUGAGGACUGAGAUCGAAGGCACCCAGAAGCUGCUGAACCAUGACAUGGGGGAGCUGAUCAGCAAAAUGCGGUUGGCUCAGCAGAAUGCCAUAACCUCUCUAAAGGAGGAGUGUAAGAAACAGAUGCUGGCUGCCGCACACACUCUGGCUAUGGACAGCAAGAACAUGUUGGAUGCUGUGGAUCAAGCAAGAGUCAGGGCCAAUUUAGCAAAGCCGGCUCCCCCCUAAAAGACAUUAGAUUUUUUUUUUUCAGUUUCACAUCAAACUAAAUAGGGACUUCUUUUUUUUUUCUUAAUAUGUGAAAGUCAAAAAUAACAUUUGUGCAUUGUAAAGCAUGCAUUUUUAGUUGGAUCACAUCGAUCAAUCAGUGAAAUGAAUCCUGCAGCAUCACCGGUACUUUGGAUAGCCACUGUCACGUUAAUGAGAGUUUAGUUUAAAUGUGAUGCUACAUAUGUAUGGAACGCCAGGACUGCCAUAAUGAAUUAAUUAAAUACAC